This is a messenger RNA of Numida meleagris (helmeted guineafowl), 3575 nucleotides long. Its product is annotated as translation initiation factor IF-2-like. Lineage: Eukaryota; Metazoa; Chordata; Aves; Galliformes; Numididae. The coding region runs from base 1 to 1659 and encodes 552 amino acids. The record is from RefSeq and is a predicted model, not a curated record. The transcript has 3 exons.
AUGUGCCCCGCCGGCCGCUGUCAGAGCCGGCCCGGCCCGGCCCCGCUCCGCCGCCCGGGCGCAGCCUCCCCGCCGCCGCACGCCGCGCUCGAUCCAACGUGGAGGAGCCGAAUCCCAGUUUCAAACACUUGGGAAACACUCAGCCCCGCCACGCACGGCGCAUGCGCGGCCCUCCCCGCGCUGUGUACACACACGGACGGACGGACACACGGACGCGGGCACACACCGCGCGCGCACGCUCCCCUCCCCCGCCCGGAACCGCGGUGGGGCCCGGCGCCGCCCCGCGCUCCUCGUCCCUCCUCCUCCUCCGCCCCUUACUCACGUUUGGGGGGGGGAAGGCGGUGUGGGCGCGGGGAGAGGGAGGCGGAGGCUCCGGAGAAGUCGUGCCCGGAGGAGAGCGGCCCCGGCGGGGCGCUGAGGGGACGCGGGGCCGGAGGGGAGCGGGGUGCUUUGGGGCACGGGCCGCGAGGGCGGGCCGAGGAGCGGCUGCGGCCGCUCGCCGUGAGGGCGCCGGGAACCAUGUGGCGCCGCCGCCCCGCUCCGGGGGCAGGGCCGGGCCCGGCGCGGGGCGCUGAAGGGAGCGCGGCCUCUCAGCGGGCGGGCGCAUCGAUCAUCCCCGCGGCCGCUGGCAGCCGCGCCCGCCAAUCGUCUGCUCCCUCGUGGCCCGCCCCGCGGCCGCUCGGCCAAUCGGCGCCGGGCGGGAGGGAGGGCGCAGCGGGGACGGCGCUGCCCGGGAUACCGGAGGGGCGGGAACACGCGCUGAGGGGUGUGGAAGAGGGAAAGGGGAGGGGGGGGGGGAGAGGGGAUGGAGUCCGCAUGCGCAAUGCUCGCCGCGCGAGUAGAAAAUGGGGCCGCGCGCUGGCGGGCAGGGCGGAACUAUGUUUCCCGGCAGACUCAGCGGCAAAGGAAGGGUCAGUGGGCUCCGCGGGGCGGCCGGCAGUGACUCUCCGCUGCUCCCUGGGGCUGAGGCGCGGGUGUACGGCUGCGAAGUCCGGCCUGUCCCCCAGCUCUAGCGGGCGGAGGCGCUGGAAAGGGCCGGCAAGGAAGCGCUCUUCUGGUUCCCGUGUCCCCGCCCUCCCCGACCGAGUCGGCUGGCGGAGCCGCCCCUUCGGGGUGGCGCUCCGAGGCGCAGGGGCUGCGCUUCCGCGCUCCCGCCCUGUGAAAUGCAGCGGCGCGGGGCCGUGCGCUUUUCCCUUCGCGAAAUACAUAACGCGGGGUGCUUUUCUCACUGCGCGUGCCGCGGGAAGACGUCACUGCCGCUGCGAAGCGCUUUCAUCUCUUUUUUUAUUUCAGUGGUCACGGCCCGUUGCCACGACGACGGCCUCGCUGCCGGGAGGAGGGCUGCGGGCGGGCGCCGAGGGGACGGGAGGCGGCUGCGUCUCGGCUCUCGGGGAGGUGCAACUGCCAAGCGUAGCUGAGGCCUGCUGGGCUUCGGUGGGCUUGCUCAAAAGUAGAUGGGCGUGGAUGCAGAGAGGAUGGAGAACUGUCACCUGCUGCAGGAGUGCUGUUUGCUCGAUCUUCCUCCAUUUGCCCUUUGGUGUGGGCCAGAAGAAUGACAGAAAAAGCAUUGCUGGGCUUUGCAUCAGUCCUGCAGUAGGACAGGGAGUUCAUCUGAGAGUGUAUUUGGUACAGGCAACUCAGAUGAACAGUUCCUUCUGAUGAACUGCUGUUUCUUCUCCAUUUAAUAGCUUAAUCCCUCUCUUCUACAGUUAUGUGUGAGUGGGUUUUGUUGUUUCGUUUCUGUUUGCUUCGUUGUUUGGGUUUUUUAGGAGGCUGAAUUCAUACUCACUUGGGAGAUUAUAAUGGAAUUUUUACAACUCUAUUAUUUUUGCUUACGGUUGAAGGUUUGGAAACAAAAUUGCGGAAGUUUAACAUGCAGGAUGAGCAGGGUUGAGUUUUGCAAGCAUUAUGACCAACAGACAAGUCACAGUUCAGACUGCUAUCCAACAGGCACUGUCUGUGCACUGGGCAGUGUGCUCCAUUAAAGCUAUUUGGAGCAGCACCUCCUCCCGCCCUGGAUCAAGAGAUGGGUCUCCUGGGGGAGGCGGAAGAUACUUAGCUGCUAUCCUAGCUCUCUGGUAGAUGAGGACAGUCUCAUUCCAUGUGUCCUAAGGCAGGAGUAAGGGUAUGGGGAAGGGAGGUGGUUACAGACGCUGUGAGUUGAGGUGUGCUCACAGCCAUAGGCUGUUUCCACCGUCAGCUUUUAUCAGAUGCAUCAUCUGUUGUUCCAGUCUGUUAGGAUUAGUGCUGACUUUGUAUCCUCUAAGUGUGUCAGUGCUUGUAGAGUACUUCUCACUGUUCCAAUGAUUUUAUUCUACUGCUUUAAAGCAAAUCUAAUGUGUUUUUUUCUGUGUUUUGUUGUUGUUGUUGUUUUGUUUUUCCCCAGGACAUAAUGUUUCUAGAUGAAGUGCUCAGUGCAAGCUGGUCAGCACACCAGGGCCUUCUGAAACCAUCAGGGACAGGAAGAUUUGCUGCGUUCUGAGCUGCUGGCAGCUUUCACCCAUGGCAGCUAAACCUGGAAUUACAGCCAGAGAAACACGCGUUGUUACUUAGUAUUGAUUUGGGCUCUCUCAAAGUGCUCGGCACUGCACAGAACAAAGAAGACAACGGAGUUAAUGACAACUCUUAACAAGAUGUGUGCUGAACAGUGAAGACAUCUAAACCAGCUCACUAUGGAAACUGAAAUAAUGGGCUCCUGAAGCUUCUUAAGAAACAUAUCAAGCAAACAUUUACAAGGUUCCUUCGAGUGUUAUCCUUGAAGUAGCAAGCCAGUAAGAUAGGUUUCUUAUUUGAUCAAGAAGUUAGGAUUGUUCAAUGAAAAGAAUUAUGGAAAGCAACUGCAUAUUAAGAGAAAACAUCUGUCAGUGGUAGGGCUCUGUAUCUGACACUGUCUGUAACUAAGUGAGGUAUAGACAGACUGGAUGAAGAGAGAAAUUACUAUUAUUAUAUCAAAUCAUAGAAUAUUCUGAGCUGUAAGGGAUCCACAAGGAUCAUCCAGUCCAACCCCCAGCUCCACACAGGACCACCCCGCAAUCAGACCGCAUGUCUGAGAGCACUGUCCAAGCGCUCCUUGAACUCUGGCAGCUUGGUGCUAUGCCCACUGCCCUCUGGUGCAGAACCUUUCCCUAAACCCCAGCUUCCCCUCCCCUGACACAGCUCCAUGCUGUUCCCUCGGGAAAGCAGCCAUUUAAAGGCUCUUGUGAAACAUGAGGAAAAACCCAUGAAACCCGGCCCUGUCAGAUUCAAGAGGACAUGACUUCUGUGAGGCAGGCAGUUCACCAGAGCCACUGCGCAGCGUCUCUGUACUCGCAGGCCCGCAGGGCACUUCAGCAGGCAGCGCUGCGGGCGUGCUGCUCUUGUGCCGGAGCGGUGGGUGCAGCAGGUGGGGUAGCCAGCCUCAAGGUUCGGCACAGACCGCGAGGACUCUUCCUGAACGUGGCAGCAGCCGAAGUCGCUCAGGGGCUGGAAAGUGGAGGGGAAAACACGACAUACUCUUGCGGCGUUCUCCCUUGUUUCCCUGAUACCUGCGCGGUUACUUUUGGAAAUAAACAGUAGCUUAGAAAGACUUCUGGCAA